Molecule: messenger RNA, 666 nt
Organism: Triticum aestivum (bread wheat)
Lineage: Eukaryota; Viridiplantae; Streptophyta; Magnoliopsida; Poales; Poaceae
Product: mitochondrial carnitine/acylcarnitine carrier-like protein
Exons: 2
Coding region: 1-666 (221 amino acids)
Biological process (GO): mitochondrial L-ornithine transmembrane transport
Molecular function (GO): L-ornithine transmembrane transporter activity
Source: RefSeq, a predicted model, not a curated record
AUGCUCGGAUCGGAGACACGCCGCAGUUUGGUUUCUGUUUGGACGCCGAUAACUGCCACACGUGUGGGCGUUAAGAAAUCUGCCCACACCAAGCAAUCAACCCCUCCUCCCGAUCCCCUGCUCCCGAUCCAAUCGGGCGCGGCGCAGCUGGUCGUCGGCCACCCGUUCGACACCAUCAAGGUGAAGCUGCAGAGCCAGCCCACGCCGCCGCCCGGCCAGCCGCCCAAGUUCGCCGGCGCCAUGGACGCCGUCAAGCAGACCAUCUCAGCCGAGGGCCCCCGGGGCCUUUACAAGGGCAUGGGCGCCCCGCUCGCCACCGUCGCCGCCUUCAACGCCGUGCUCUUCACCGUCCGGGGCCAGACGGAGGCCCUGCUGCGCUCCGAGCCCGGCGCCGCGCUCACCGUCGGCCAGCAGGUCGUCGCCGGCGCUGGGGCCGGCGUCGCCGUCUCCUUCCUCGCCUGCCCCACUGAGCUCAUCAAGUGCAGGCUGCAGGCGCAGAGCGCGCUGGCCACAGCCGCUCCUGCCGCCGCCGCCGCUCCCGCGGGCGGCGCGGCUGCCACCGUCACCGCCACGGCCAAUGCUGCCGCGGUCAAGUACGGCGGGUCGCUGGACGUGGCGAGGCACGUGCUGCGGUCGGAUGGCAGCAGCGCGGCGGCGGGCGCGUAG